UUGCUUACUUUGCUUACGUCGUCGGCUGUUCGAAAUCGUUAUUGUCCGAAUUUGGCCAGAAGAUUCUGGAAUUUUUAACACGUGAAACUACUUUUAAUUCAAAUAAAAUAAUGGCUGAUAAAUCAGAAGCGUUUGAUGGCAUUUUGCUGUCCAUUGCAACUCAACAUGAAGGCGGUGUUCAGGAUUUGUUGGACACAUUCUUCAGCUUCCUGUGUCGGAAAACAGAUUUUUACACUGGUGCAGGAAUUCAAGCAGCUGAAAAGUUGCUGAUGGAAAAGUUCAACAAAUACAAGAUCAAAGCCGACCAGGAAACAGCCAAGAAAAAGGCCGAGAUCGAGGAGCGUGAAAGGAAGAUCAAAGAACGCCGGGAAAAGGAGUUGAAACAACAACUGGAGGAGCAGCAAAAGAAAGAAGCUGCCGAACCGAAAAUCAAAGAACUGACGGAUGAAGAAGCUGCCGAGAUGGUGGAGCAGCAAAAGAAGAAGCAAGAGGAAUCGUCUAACGAAGUAGCCAAAGUAUCCUCCAAGGAAGUCGACAGCACCAGCAAAAAGGACGAAGAGGAGGAUCCACAGGAUGCUGGCAAGCUCAAACCCAAUGCCGGCAAUGGAUGUGAUCUGCCAAACUACCGAUGGACUCAAACCCUCUCAGACAUUGAGGUGCGGAUCCCGUUGCCCAAGGCCGGACUUCGUUCCCGCGACUUGACGGUCGACAUCCAGAAGAAUCAUCUCAAGGCCGGCAUCAAGAACCAACUGCCGGCCGUCGUCGACGAUCGACUCUUGCACGACGUCAAAAUUGAGGAAUCAACUUGGCUGAUUGAAGACAAGCUCACGUUGCUCAUCACGCUGGAGAAGGUGAACAAGAUGGAGUGGUGGAGCCGGCUGGUCUUGUCCGAUCCGGAGAUCAACACCAAAAAGAUCAAUCCCGAACCGUCGAAGCUGUCGGACCUGGACGGAGAGACGCGGGGGCUCGUCGAGAAGAUGAUGUACGACCAGCGUCAGAAGGAAAUGGGACUGCCGACAUCCGAAGAACAAAAGAAACAAGAUAUGAUGAAAAAGUUCAUGGAACAACACCCCGAAAUGGAUUUCAGCAAGUGCAAGUUUUCCUGAGCGAUAUCAAGAAUUGUUUUACGAGUUCUUAAAAAAACAAAUUUCCAUUUCUACACAACAAAGAAUUGCUAAUUAAUUUCCCUUCUUAUUUCUUCCAAGAAUACAAUUCGAAACCAA
Daphnia pulicaria is the source of this 1223-nucleotide messenger RNA. It is a transcript of the gene nudC, whose product is annotated as nuclear migration protein nudC-like. Gene Ontology annotation, biological process: protein folding. The coding region runs from base 111 to 1106 and encodes 331 amino acids. The transcript is spliced from 5 exons. Gene Ontology annotation, cellular component: cytoplasm. The record is from RefSeq and is a predicted model, not a curated record. Lineage: Eukaryota; Metazoa; Arthropoda; Branchiopoda; Diplostraca; Daphniidae.